AUGCCAAAUACCUCCCUCCGCCGGCCCCAGAAGGGGUUCCGUGGCGGACGGGGCGGCAAGCAAUCCUACCACGGCGGCUCCAGGACACGAACCUUCACCUCCUCCACAAAUCGCGCUGAGGCGACAUCUGCCGACGAGAAAUGGGAGCGCACGCGCCUUGCCCACUCUAUAGAUGAGAACAUGGGCUUUGCGCGGUACGAGGCGGGCCGUCCUCGCGAGGGCUGGCUCGUCAACGUGCAGCCGACCUCUCUCGAGGACCCCCGCGUGCCGGGCGGCGGCGGCCGGGCCGCGCUCGACUGCUACUUCAUCGAGGAGGACGGCGCCACCUUCAAGGCGACGAUCGAGUACGAGCCGUACUUUCUCAUCGCGGUGCGGAAGGGCCGUGAGAUGGAGGUUGAGGAGUGGUGCAAGCGGGUUCCCGGCGGCGGCGUCGUGAAGAGCGUGAGGAGGGUCGAGAGGGAGGACCUGAAAAUGCCGAACCAUCUGCUGGGAUACAGGCGAACGUUCUUGGAGCUGAGGUUCGCGAACGUGAGCGACCUGCUGGCGGCUCGGAGGGACAUCAUGCCGCUGGCGGAGAGGAAUAAGAAGGGCAUGGACGCUAUGGAUACCUAUGCGGAGGUUGCUGCGGCAAGCAACGGCAAUUUUGACCUUUUUGACGACAACUCACGAGAUGACGACCGGCGACUCAAUACUUCUAUUUCCGAUGCCAGCGAUUUCAUUGUUGAUAUAAGAGAAUACGACGUUCCAUACUAUGUGAGAGUAAUGAUAGACAAAGGCAUCCGGGUGGGGAAAUGGUACUUUGUCGAAGCAAAGCAUGGCGUGACCACAAUGACAUGCAAUGAAGAGCAUCUCGCCAUGGCCGACCCUGUCGUCAUGGCCUACGAUAUUGAGACCUGCAAAGCACCGCUGAAAUUUCCCGAUGCUGCAGUCGACCAGAUCAUGAUGAUUUCGUACAUGAUCGAUGGACAGGGGUUUCUCAUUACCAAUCGGGAAGUGGUAUCAGAAGACAUCGCCGAUUUUGAGUAUACGCCCAAACCAGAAUACCCAGGACCCUUUAUGAUUUUCAACGAGCCGAACGAGCGCGCUGUCAUCGAGCGGUUCUUCAUGCACAUCAAGGAGGCAAGGCCCACUGUCAUCGCGACAUACAACGGUGACUUCUUCGAUUGGCCAUUCGUGGAGGCGAGAGCGAGCAUCAACGGCAUCGACAUGUACCACGAGAUCGGCUGGAAGAAGGACAGUGAGGACCAGUUCAAGUCAAACUACAGCGCCCACAUGGACUGUUUCCACUGGGUCAACCGAGACAGUUACCUCCCGCAGGGCAGUCGUGGCCUGAAGGCUGUCACGGUCGCGAAGCUUGGAUACGACCCUGACGAGCUUGAUCCGGAGUUGAUGACACCUUACGCUGCCGAGAGGCCACAGACACUGGCUGAGUACUCAGUGUCCGAUGCAGUGGCAACAUACUACCUAUACAUGAAAUAUGUGCACCCUUUUAUCUUCUCGCUGUGCACCAUCAUUCCACUAGGACCCGACGACACCGAACGAAAGGGUACUGGAACCCUUUGCGAGAUGUUGUUGAUGGUCCAGGCAUACACCCAUGAGAUCGUACUCCCGAAUAAGCAUGUGUCGCCCAAGGAAGCGUUCUGGGAAGGCCAUCUGCUUGAAUCCGAGACGUAUGUUGGUGGCCACGUCGAGAGUAUCGAGGCUGGUGUCUUCCGAGCGGACAUACCAGUCAAUUUUGCUGUGGACACUGGCGCAGUUGACGAGCUUAUCAAGGAUCUGGACAAUGCGUUGAAGUUCGUCAUCACGAUCGAGGAGAAGAAGAAGCUUGAAGAUGUGGAGAACUACGACGAGGUCAAGGCACAGAUCCUCGCGCGGCUGAACCAGCUGAAGGCAACCCCGAACAGGAGCGAGAGGCCUCUGAUCUACCAUUUGGAUGUCGCAUCCAUGUAUCCCAACAUCAUGACUACAAACAGGUUGCAGCCGGACUCUAUGAUACAGGAGUCAGAUUGUGCUGCCUGCGAUUUCAACAGACCCGGCAAGACUUGUGAUAGGAGAUUGCCAUGGGCGUGGAGAGGAGAAUAUCUUCCGGCGAAGCGAGACGAGUACAAUAUGAUCAGGCACGCCCUGGAGAAUGAGAGAUUCCCGGGCAAAUGGCCAAAUUCGCCGAUGCGAUCCUUUCAGGACCUAUCGGCAGAAGAGCAGGCGAAUCUCGUAAGGAAACGUCUGCAACUCUACUCGCAGAAGGUCUACCACAAGAUCCACGACUCAACAACCACCGUCAGAGAGGCUAUCAUCUGUCAACGGGAGAAUCCUUUCUACAUCAACACCGUGCGUGAUUUUCGCGACCGACGGUACGAUUACAAAGGCAAGGCCAAGGUAUGGAAGGGCAAGACGGAGUCUCUCAAGUCUUCGGGUGCCUCCGGUACAGACAUCGAUGCCGCCAAGAAGAUGAUCAUCCUGUUCGACUCUUUGCAGCUGGCGCACAAGGUCAUCCUCAAUUCCUUCUACGGCUAUGUCAUGCGAAAGGGGUCGAGAUGGUACUCCAUGGAGAUGGCUGGAGUUACCUGUUUGACGGGAGCUACCAUCAUCCAGCUGGCUCGGGGCCUCGUCGAACGGCUUGGCCGACCACUUGAGCUGGAUACAGAUGGUAUCUGGUGUAUGCUGCCAGCCACAUUUCCCGAGAACUUUGCAUUCAAGAUGAAGGGCGGCAAGAAGCUGACAAUCUCCUAUCCUUGUGUCAUGUUGAACCAUCUUGUCCACGACAAAUUCACCAAUCAUCAAUACCAGACUCUGGUGGACCAGAAGACCUUCAAAUACGAGACUCACAGCGACAACUCCAUCUUCUUCGAAGUUGACGGUCCGUACAAGGCGAUGGUCUUGCCCACCUCCAAAGAGGAGGACAAGAAUCUCAAGAAACGUUAUGCAGUGUUCAACGACGACGGCAGUCUCGCGGAGCUCAAAGGUUUCGAGGUCAAGCGGAGAGGAGAGCUGAAGCUCAUCAAGAUCUUCCAGCAGCAAAUCUUCAAGUUCUUCCUGGAAGGGUCCACGCUUGCCGAGUGUUACGCUGCCGUCGCCAAGGUUGCCAACCGCUGGCUGGACGUGCUCCAUAGUAAGGGUGUGACACUCGCGGACGAGGAACUCAUGGAGCUCAUUUCGGAGAACCGCAGCAUGUCCAAGACUCUUGAGGAGUACGGCACGCAGAAGUCGACGUCCAUCACUACUGCCAAGCGUCUGGCUGACUUCCUGGGCGAAGGCAUGAUCAAAGACAAGGGAUUGAACUGCAAGUUCAUUAUCUGCUCGAGACCCAAGAAUGCCCCCGUCACGGAACGUGCCGUUCCCGUGGCCAUCUUCUCGGCCGAGCCAGACGUCAAGCGGUUGUAUUUGGCGAAGUGGCUGAAGGAAGUGCCAACAGAUACGGACCCGAGGGCACUACUUGACUGGGACUACUACCUGGAGCGCCUGGGCUCCGUCAUCCAAAAACUGAUUACGAUUCCGGCAGCGCUUCAGAAAAUUCGCAACCCGGUGCCACGGGUGCCACAUCCUGACUGGCUGCAGAGAAGGAUCAAUAUCAAGGAUGACAAGAUGAAGCAAAAGAAGCUUACGGAUCUGUUCACCAGAGGUCCCCUCGAGGAUGUUACAAACAUCAAGAACAGAACCCUUGCAGAUCUAGAAGACUUUGGUACGCAGCUGCUGAAGCCCAAACCAGUCGCCGAGGUAGUCGCGGCUUCUCAAAAGGGACCUGCUGCGCAGAAGAGAAAAUCACCGGAGCCGGAAGAGAAUCUCGAUCCCUUUUCUACUCUACCCAAGGUCAAACCAAAUCCUUCCGAGGACUACGCUGCCUUCUUGGAGUAUCAGAAGAAGAAAUGGAAGAUCCAAAAGCAAGCCCGCAUCCGACGAAGGCAUCUUUUUGGUGCUCGACGUGCGCCCGAGAAUAACAUUCAACAGGCUUUCCGAGACCAAGCCGAGGUUACCUUCCGGAAUACCUGGCAGCUCCUCCAGCUUAGGCCAACAGACACGCCCGGGCUGGUGAUGGCGUACGUGCUCAUAGACAACAAGAUACACACCGUCAAAAUCAAAGUGCCCCGCCAGGUCUUCUUGAACCUGAAGAGUAAGGAUCUUCCGGAGAUUGAGAUUGAGGGCUGCGACGUCGAGCAAGUCAGCCACACACUGCCGAAUGGACACUCCUCAGUGCAUCUGUUCAAGCUGACGGUGCCUGAGGACGUCUACUUUGCCGAGUCGGAGAAAUUUUCGCUUCUCUUCAACCAUCCCAGUGUGGAGGGCGUGUAUGAGAGGCAGGUGCCGCUGAAUAUCCGCGCUGUGCUGCGGCUGGGAAACUUGUGCACCAUUGAUGAGAGCAAGCCUGGUGUACUGGGUCAAGGUCUGGAUCAAGGCUUCGAACUGCCAAGCCUGAUACGGCCGGCGAAGCCCAAGAUGUACCUCAGCGGAUCGAAGAUGGCGUUCAUCUACCUAUCGCAUAUCAGCUCCGGCGAGAGGCAGAUCUUUGGCAUUUUUUCCAGCACAGGCGAUGCAGCACAUGUCAUUACGUUGCACAAGAACAAAGAGAGCGGCCAGGACCUGCCCAACAUCACGAAGAUGUACUCGGAUCUACGAGCACGACAUGCAGAACAAGCUGCUGUCGACGGGUCUAACUGGAAAGAGUGCUUUCCGUACCAGGAGAAGUUGACCUUCAAGAUCACGCAGGUGACAACCCGACGCAAGGCCUUCCUUGAAAUUGGCGAUGUGGUCAAGAAAAUGAGAAAGGACGAGACCAAACCGCUUAUCAUGGUGAUUCAGUCAUCGCAGAGGAAUUUGCUGGUGCAUGACGUCCCAAUCCUGGGCGAGAUGCCUGUCUUGCCGCUCAAGUACAACGUCGACGACAGCUCGUUACCGCCUCUCGGAUGGCAAUCUGUCGUCGCAAAGCGGUUGAUCCAUCACUACCUUGGACUUGGACCGUGGAUACUGCAUCUUACUGCCCUGGCAAGGUACGCUGAUAUACCGCUUUGCAACCUCGAGCGGGAGGAUCCGCGCUUCUUGAUCGAUGUCGCAUAUGCGAGACGCCUACAGAGCAACAAUGUAGUUCUAUGGUGGUCUGCUGGGCCUCGCCCUGACCAUGCUGGAUAUGAGGAGGACGAUAUCACCGGUUCUUUGGAGACGGUGCAGAUGCCCUCGGUCAAUACUCCUGGCACGUACUCGUCUGUUUGUAUCGAUCUCGACGUCAAGAACCUGGCCAUCAACACGAUUCUCACAUCGUCACUCAUCAACGAACUAGAAGGCGCAGACUCCGUGGCCCUCAAUCCUGCUGGUGACGGAACGGGCGGAGAAGGCACAGAGGUGCUAUCUUCGGACAAUGCCUUCGCCAACGCAGGCAUUCAGGUCCUUCGGGAGAUGGUCAAGGGCUGGUGGGCAGAGGCAUGCAGGGGCAACGAGAUGGCGGAUGUCAUGGUUCAGCACCUUGUUCGAUGGGUUGAGAACCCGGACUCCUUCCUUUAUGACCGUGCUCUGCAUUACUACGUGCAGAUGAUGUCGCGCAAGGCUUUCCAACAACUUAUGGCAGACUUUCGACGUGUGGGUUCACAGGUCAUCUUUGCAAACGCCAAUCGGUUGUUGCUGCAAACAACCAAGGCGGAAAUAGGGAACGCCUAUGCAUACAGCCAGUAUAUCCUCAAGUCGAUCAAGGGUAAGCCGCUGUUCCACUUCAUUGACCUGGAGAUCAAGGAGUAUUGGGACUACCUCGUCUGGUACGACGAGUUCAACUAUGGCGGCAAGGCUACGCAACAGAUCAUCGAGGCCGAGACACAAAAGCUCGAGACAAUCAUGCACUGGCAAAUGUCGACCUUCCUGCCUGUCCGGCUGCAACCCACCUUCGCCGACUGGGUCAUUGAAUUCAUCACCCUCAUGCACAACCUCAAGCGUCCCAUGUUCGGCUCUGAUCCUAAUUCAACACCGCGUCUCACUCAGCUCCCUCACAACCGCGACAGCCAAGAUGACGAGUUUACGGGUGGCAUCAUCCUUGACAAGGCUUAUGAGAAGCCCCUCAGGCGUGAUAUCCAGGGUCUGCUGGCGACACAGAAGCGCGAGCUGUUACACCCGGAACUUGCAGUUGAUUAUACCUUCCCCACGCUCCCAGGCUCGCACCUGAACCUCAGCCACAGCAACGCGGUCCUUGAGCUUGUCAAGAUGCUCAUGCAAAUCCUGUCACUCGACAAGAACAUCGUCACCGACGCUCGGCAUAUCCGGAAAGACCUGCUCGCGCUGUUCGAUGUGCGCGAGUUCAGCAAGGAAGGGGCAUUCCAGAACCCAUCCGAGUCUCUCAAGCUGGCACAGGUCAGCUGCGAGAACUGCACGAUGGCACGGGACCUCGAUUUCUGCCGCGACGAGGACCUCCUGCCCUCCCCUGACAACCCGAACGAGCCGGUCGCGUGGAAGUGCACGUUCUGCGAAGCAGACUAUAACCGUAACGACCUGGAGGAGAGGCUUGUUGCUAAUAUCGAGGCCUUCGUGGCGAGCUGGGCGUGCCAGGACCUCAAGUGCGCCAAGUGCGGUGCCCUGCGGGUCAACGAGUUCAUGGAACACUGUGUCUGCUCGGGGAGCUGGGUGGAAAGUAUAAGGCGGGACGAGGUGUUGAGGCGGUUGAAAGUGUAUCGGAACGUGGCCAAGUGUUUUGGGUUGAGGAUGCUGGGAGAUGUUGUUGAGGAGGUUUUUGGUGAUCUCUAG
Messenger RNA from Cryphonectria parasitica EP155, 6714 nucleotides. Its product is annotated as DNA polymerase epsilon. Lineage: Eukaryota; Fungi; Ascomycota; Sordariomycetes; Diaporthales; Cryphonectriaceae. The record is from RefSeq and is a predicted model, not a curated record. Gene Ontology annotation, biological process: base-excision repair, gap-filling; leading strand elongation; nucleotide-excision repair, DNA gap filling. The coding region runs from base 1 to 6714 and encodes 2237 amino acids. The transcript is spliced from 3 exons. Gene Ontology annotation, molecular function: DNA-directed DNA polymerase activity; nucleotide binding; zinc ion binding. Gene Ontology annotation, cellular component: epsilon DNA polymerase complex; nucleus.